UCUGCCCCCGUAGUUUUUGCCUCUCUUCUUCUUCUCUUAGACAUGGCUUCAGAUUCUUCUCCCGCUAAUUUCAACAACGGUCCUUCCUCUGCUGAUGAUUCCUUUUCAAGUCCUAUCCCUAACACCUCUUCACCAACUCAUCGCCGCCGACGUGGCCGUCGUCAAGCCCCCACUCCUUCCGCUGCCGCCGCAACCCCACCUCCAAACCCUUCUCGUUUUGCUAACUCAGCAUUUACUCCAACUCCAUCCCGAUCCACCAAGCGUGGCUGCCGUGCAUCCGCUAACCCGACUCCUCCUGCUGCUACCACUCCAUCCUCCACGGACGAUUUCCCGCCGCCAUCUUCAGAUGGUGGUGACGAUAUGGAGGAGGUCACUCCUACCUUCGUUUGGGGUACGAAUAUUAGCGUCCAUGAUGUGAAAAAUGCAAUUCAAAUGUUCAUCAAACAUUUCAGAGACCCACAAGAAUUAAGCAAUGAUAUCUAUGGAGAAGGGAAAUAUACGAGAAUGAUACAUAGAGUUCUUGAAGUUGAAGGAGAAUGUAUAGACGUUGAUGCUCAUGAUGUUUUUAAUUAUGAUUGUGAUUUGUAUAACAAAAUGAUGAGGUAUCCCCUCGAGGUUUUAGCGAUUUUUGAUAUCGUCUUGACGGACCUCGUUAGUUUGAUUAAUCCUCUGUUCGAUAAACAUGUGCAAGUUUGGACUCAUAAUCUGAAGUGUUCUACUUCCAUGAGAAAUCUCAACCCAUCCGAUAUUGAGAAGAUGGUGUCAUUAAAAGGGAUGGUUAUCAGAUGUAGUUCAAUAAUUCCUGAGAUUAGGGAAGCAAUGUUCAGGUGUAUUGUUUGCGGCUAUCAUUCUGAUCCUGUUGUUGUUGAUAGAGGACGAAUAACUGAGCCUACUUCAUGCUUGAAGCAUGAGUGUAUGGCCAAGAACUCAAUGACGUUGGUUCACAAUAGAUGCAGGUUUGCUGAUAAGCAGAUUGUGAGGCUCCAGGAGACACUAGAUGAGAUCCCUGAUGGAGUGACGCCACACAUAGUGAGCUUGUUGAUGUAUGAUAAGCUAGUGGAUGCUAGAAAACCUGGUGACAGGGUUGAGGUCACCGGCAUUUAUAGGGCUAUGAGUGUCCGAGUCGGGCCAACACAAAGAACUGUGAAAUCACUGUUCAAGGCACACAUUGAUUGUCUUCACAUAAAGAAAAUUGAUAAGUCGAGAAUGAUGACUGUGGACCCUAUGGAAACUGAUAAGGGCUCACAAAGGGUCGAUGAUGAUGUCCAGUUUGAUGAAGACAAGGUGGAAAAGUUGAAAGAGUUAUCAAAACAACUAGAUAUAUAUAAAAAACUAACUAGGUCAUUGGUACCCAACAUUUGGGAGCUUGAUAAUGUGAACAAAGGCCUUCUUUUCCAGCUUUUUGGCGGGAAUGCUCUUAAGUUGCUAUAUGGUGCUAGCUUCUGUGGUGACAUCAAUAUCCUUCUGGUUGGUGAUCCUGGAACCAACAAGUCCCAGUUACUCCAAUACAUACACAAGCUUGCUCCUCGUGGCAUUUACACCAGUGGAAGAUGGAGCUCUGUUGUUGGAUUGAUUGUUUAUGUUGCCAAGGUCAUUGAUGUUUGGAAUGUGUUUGUUUCUAAUUUAGAAUUAUUAAAAGGCCAUUCCAGAGGUCGUUCGUUGACAGUGCACAGAAGCUCGCAUUCUUCCAAGAGUGUGCCUAUAGAGAAGAUGAGAAUGCCAUGUUAUAGUAGAGUUUAUAGAAGAAGUAGGGAGAGGAAUUACUGGCAUGGGAAUGAAUAUAAGGGAAAUAUUGCCAAUGAGGUUGUUUCAGAUUCAAAAAUGGUUGAAGAUCAGUUUUUCUCAUUUAUUCAGCAAAUUUAUAAUACAUCAAGGCUUAAUUUACUAGAUUGUGAGGAUCCAAAUUCAGUCCUGGAAUCUGGUGGUGGAGGUUUAGAUGGAGAGGGGUUAUUAUUUUGUUGGGAUGAUAAAGUUUUUGAGAGUGAAGAUCAUUGCAUAAAUAGAAGAUUCAUUGCGAUUACAGGAAAAUUCAGAUUUAAUCAGUUCAGAAGCGUCCUCAUUAAUGUGUAUGGGCCUUCUGUGGAGAAGGAAAAAGAAAGCUUUUUUGAAGAACUUAGUCAGUUCAUUUCGGGACAGAAUUUGCAGGUUUGUGUUAGAGGGGAUUUCAAUGUCUACUUGUGUAAAGAUGAGAAGAUGGGCAGAGCUCAUAAUAGAGUUUCAAUAAGGAUUUUCUCUCAUUUUAUUCAGUCUGUAGGAUUAAUUAAUCUGCCUAUGGAGGGGGGAAGGUUCACUUGGAGUAAUAACCAAGAUGAUUCCACUUUUAUUAGAUUGGAUAGAUUCUUGGUGGAUGGACAAUUCUUGGCUUCUUUUCCUGAGAUUAUCCAGUCUCUUAUUCCUAAGUCCAUCUCAGAUCACAAUGUCGUAUUGUUACAAAAUGAUGGUGUUAAUUGGGGAAAUAAGCCUUUUAGACUCUUCAGUUAUGUGAUGGAGGAAGAUGGUUUUGAGGAUAUGGUUUGUCAAACAAUUAUAGAUUGCAAGAAGCGCAAGAGAAAAUUGAGAAUUCUUGGUAUUUUUAAGAACUCUAAAUUAGCCAUCAAACAGUGGACAGGGAAGAAAAACAAGUUUUCGGGAGCUGCAAUUUCUGAUUUAGAAAACAAAAUUCAAAAGCUUGAGGUGGUAGCACAACAAAGGCAUGACAGUUCGAUUCAAGAGAUUGUUGACGAGUUAAAGGCGUGUAAAAGAGAAUUUUGGAGACUUCAUAGAUUUGAGGAGUUGAUUUGGCAUCAAAAUUCUAGACAAAGGUGGGUGAAUGAUGGAGAUCGAAACACAAGAUACUUUCAUACUUGUGUAUCGGAAUCUAGUGAUGGCUUGAUUUGGAAAGGCAGUGGGGAUGAUAUGUUUUCAGUCAGUUCUUGUAUUAAGAAGUGUGUUACUGGUUCUGAAGAGGUUCAAUUAUGGAAGAAGGUUGUUUGGAGAGGAUUACUACCACCAAGAGUUGAAACAUUAUUGUGGCAAAUUGUGCAGCAAAAGCUUGCUGUUAAAAUAGAAUUGGCAAGAAGAGGAGUUCAAGGAAUUGAUGAUGUUUUAUGUCCUCUUUGUAAAAAGUUUGAAGAGUCUUCCUCACAUUUAUUCUUUUCUUGUUCGGUUGUGUGGGCAUUAUGGAAUAAAUUUUUAAAAUUGUCGAGUUUUAGUUCUGUUCUUCAUGAAGUUGCUAAAACUUUUCUAUUAGGCUGGGAAGAGUUGAAGCCAAAUUCUGCUAUAUGGUCAUUCAUUCCUGAGGUUGUUAUUUGGACCAUUUGGAAAACCAGAAAUUUUAUUGUUUUUGAAGGGGGAAAGUUGGAUCAGAUUGAAUUAUUCUUUUUAGCAAGAGCCAGGCUUGCAUCUUGGUUCCCAGCUAAGUAUAAGGAUAUCUCUAUUCCUAAAGACUCGUUAAUUUCGGAACCUUCAUUAGGGGAUUUUCAUUCGUCCUACAACUUCCUGAAGUCUUCUAUUAUUCCCUGGUGUCCUCCUUCUAUAGGCUUCAUUAAACUGAAUGUGGAUGUUGUCACUAGUAGUGAUUGGAAGAAAAGUGGAUUGGGAGGCAUUUUAAGGGAUCAUCUUGGUGCAAUAUUAGAAACUUUUCAAGAGAUAGAGGGUCCGGGUCCUCCAACUUUGAAGGAACUCAAGGCUAUUCAAAGGGGAUUUGUUUUCGUCUCAUCUAUCCAAGGGUGGGAAAAUUUUCGAUUGAUUGUUGAGAGUGACAGCAUGAUUGUUGAGCAUGAUAUCAUAGAUCUUGCUACAUUGACAUCAUAUGUGAGUUAUGCUCGUAAGAAUAUUAACCCAAAAUUAUCUGAUGAAGCUGCUGAAGACCUAACCCGAGGGUAUGUUGAGAUGAGGAAAAGAGGAAAUUUCCCUGGCAGCAGUAAAAAUAUCAUCACAGCAACACCAAGGCAAAUUGAGAGUCUAAUACGUCUCAGUGAAGCAUUGGCUCGUAUUCGCUUCUCAGAAUGGGUUGAAAUAAGAGAUGUAACUGAAGCAUUCCGGCUUUUGGAAGUUGCUAUGCAGCAAUCAGCAACUGAUCACUCCACUGGAACCAUUGAUAUGGAUCUUAUAACCACGGGAGUUUCUGCAAGUGAAAGGAUGAGGAGGGACGGUGUGCUAUCAGCAGCACGCAACAUAAUAAUGGAUAAGCUACACCUUGGGGGACCAUCAAUACGAUUGUUAGAGUUACUUGAUGAAAUGAAGAAGCAGAGCUCUGGCAGCGAAAUCCACCUUCAUGAUCUAAGAACUGCAGUUGCAACUCUAGCCAGCGAGGGUUUUGUUGUUCUUCAUGGCGACAGUGUGAAGAGAAUAUAAAGAUGAGAAGUUACGAGAGAAACCAAAACCGACAUGCUUACUCUUUUAUGGUAUCACUCACUCAGCCUGUGG
This is a messenger RNA of Hibiscus syriacus, 4407 nucleotides long. RefSeq lists its product as uncharacterized. Gene Ontology annotation, cellular component: nucleus; MCM complex. NCBI's taxonomy places the organism in Eukaryota, Viridiplantae, Streptophyta, Magnoliopsida, Malvales, Malvaceae. Gene Ontology annotation, biological process: DNA strand elongation involved in DNA replication; double-strand break repair via break-induced replication; mitotic DNA replication initiation. Gene Ontology annotation, molecular function: ATP binding; single-stranded DNA binding; single-stranded DNA helicase activity. The record is from RefSeq and is a predicted model, not a curated record.